CAGUGCUCACUAAACUUCAAAAUUUAGUCGCCUCUGGAAACUCUGCUCCGCCCUCUUCUCCUCUACGUCGUUGCGUCUGGCCCUCUUCUCUCUCGCACAAGCUCUUCUCUGCGUCUCUGUAUAAUCGUUCCUCCUUCGCUGGUAAUUCUGUUUCGUUCCUCCCUGCCUCGCCGUCUGUUUCGCUCCUACCUCGCCGUCAGCUUCGUGCCUCCCUCGCCGCGCGGGAUUAUAUAAUGGCAACCACUGCUUGUUUCAUCAUUGUUAGCAGAAAUGAUAUUCCUAUUUAUGAAGCUGAAGUUGGAGUAGCUGCUAAAAGAGAAGAUGCUGCUCAGCUGCAUCAGUUUAUCCUGCAUGCUGCUCUCGAUAUUGUUCAGGACCUAUCGUGGACUACUAGUGCUAUGUACUUGAAAUCGGUAGACAGGUUUAAUGAUCUGGUGGUCUCAGUGUAUGUCACAGCUGGUCAUACCCGUUUUAUGUUGCUUCAUGACUCUCGUAAUGAUGAUGGCAUUAAGAGCUUCUUCCAAGAUGUGCAUGAACUUUACAUAAAGACACUUCUUAAUCCCCUGUACUUGCCUGGCUCCCGGAUCACAUCAUCCCAUUUUGACACAAAAGUCCGAGCUCUUGCUCGAAAAUAUUUGUAGAGUCCAUCAGCUAGCUCAUAUAGCAGCGAGUCUGGAUCUGACCCCUACCUUGUUCGUUUAUCGUUGUUACUCCCUACAAUAUUUGACAGCAAGGUAAGGUUUGGUGUUUCCCUGAAAUGUUUGUGUACACAAGUCAUUAGGGGAAGAUGGCUAUGUUUGUUUGCUAAGGAAGAGUGAUGUUAUGUUGACAAAUGCUGUUGGAUUCCUAGUGCUACAAUUUGUAAUACAUACUAAUCGAUCUUGUACUUUAUGAUCACAUCUUGUACAUACUAAUCAAAUAUUUUUUGUUACAUUGAUUUCAAAAGUAUUAUAGGCCAAUAUUACUGUAGUAUAUUGGUGCUUUCUCAAUCAAAUAUUUUAUGAUGGCCACUGCAUUUUAUAGUGAAAGCCUCC
Arachis stenosperma is the source of this 1034-nucleotide messenger RNA. RefSeq lists its product as uncharacterized. The transcript is spliced from 6 exons. Gene Ontology annotation, biological process: endoplasmic reticulum to Golgi vesicle-mediated transport. The record is from RefSeq and is a predicted model, not a curated record. NCBI's taxonomy places the organism in Eukaryota, Viridiplantae, Streptophyta, Magnoliopsida, Fabales, Fabaceae. Gene Ontology annotation, cellular component: TRAPP complex; cytoplasm; nucleus. Bases 234 to 641 code for a protein of 135 amino acids.